UGCAAUUAGUUUGAAUUCUGUUGGACUCAUCAACAAAACAAAAUCUCUAUAUCUUCAGAUCUCGAAAACAACGAAAACAUUGACAAUAUCAACAACAAUUAAUCAAAUAAUCAAUCAAUUAUAUGCAUUAUGUAUAAAGUAUACACCUCCAAAAGUUCGUAUAACUCAUGGCAACUUUCAGUUCUACCUUCGUUGCAUCAAUCAGAAGCCUAAAAACCGUCAGAUCUACAUCAUUAACCAAUCAAUCAAACAAUCAACGGCGAUUGAAACCGGUGGUAGCGAUGGGAGGAACGGCAAGGUAUAAGGGGACGCAUAUAAGAGAGAUGAAGCUGGCGGAGAUGAUAGAGAGAAAAGUGACGGAAGCGGAGAAAGUGUGCGCCGGAGAUGAAGGUUCCGAUGAGUGUAAGGUGGCGUGGGAUGAGGUGGAGGAAAUAAGUCAGGCGAAAGCUCAUCUGCGAGUGAAAUUGGAGCGUGAUGAAGAUCCGAUGGAAGAGUUUUGUUCUGGAGAUCCGGAAACGGAGGAGUGUACGGUGGUUUACGAUGGUUGAUCGGAGAUGUUAACGACGGUGAAGGUUCCGGCGUCCUGCUGUGUGUUUCUUGUUUUGACUUUUUUUUCUUUUGUUUCGACAUGUGAAUUAUCUGUUAAAUAAAUAAAUAAAUAUAUAUAACUAAA
Messenger RNA from Helianthus annuus (common sunflower), 673 nucleotides. Its product is annotated as calvin cycle protein CP12-3, chloroplastic. The coding region runs from base 168 to 548 and encodes 126 amino acids. Gene Ontology annotation, biological process: negative regulation of reductive pentose-phosphate cycle. The record is from RefSeq and is a predicted model, not a curated record. The transcript has a single exon. Gene Ontology annotation, cellular component: chloroplast. NCBI's taxonomy places the organism in Eukaryota, Viridiplantae, Streptophyta, Magnoliopsida, Asterales, Asteraceae.